UACGCAGUUCUGUCGCCCCUUUCCGUUCUGCACCAAAUCUGUCCACUUUUUCUCCAAACAGAUCAAAUCCCAGAUAUUUUCUCUAUUGCUCUAAAAGCACAUCCAAAACCCUCGCAUUUUCUUCUCUCAUCGACCUAAAAUCGGCGAUAGGGUUUUGGAAAUCCGUGUAAUUUUUCGAAACUAUAAGGGGGAGAGAGAGAAAACUGUAUGAGCUGGUUUGGGAAGCCGGGUUUCUUAUUGAAUUAUUCGAAUUCUUCUUCGAAUUCCAAUCAUUUUAUAACGUGUCUCUUAAUUUUUAUUCUUCAUUACUCGCCUCAAUUGCCUCCUUCCCUCUUUAAUUUCGAGAAAAAACGUCUGGAUCCUUUAUCCUCUAUUAUUAGCAUUAGUAAUAGUCAUAGUAACAGAUUAAAUAAUUGUCUUGUUGUCGAUCGCCGAUUGUCGCUGCGAAAUGGAGUCUGUAGGCACCAAGAGUAAUCCCCAAUUGCGCAGAGGUCUCUGCUCAAAUGUCGAGAGGAAGCCAUCUGUCAUUGUCAUUGGCGGCGGUAUGGCUGGAAUUGCAGCUGCCCGUGCUCUUCAUGAUGCCUCGUUUCAGGUUGUCUUGUUGGAAUCACGGGAUAGGAUUGGUGGUCGCGUUUAUACAGAUUACACCUUUGGUUUUCCAGUUGACUUGGGUGCAUCAUGGUUGCAUGGAGUGUGCAAAGAGAAUCCCUUGGCACCAUUGAUUGGGAGAUUAGGACUACCCUUAUACCGUACUAGUGGGGACAACUCUGUGCUUUAUGAUCAUGAUUUGGAGAGCUAUGCGCUCUUUGAUAUGGAUGGAAAUCAAGUUCCUCAGGAAUUAGUUACUAAAGUUGGUGAAGCAUUCGAGAGUAUUUUAAAGGAGACGGAUAAAAUAAGAGAGGAAUCAAGCGAAGACAUGUCCAUAUUCCGUGCUUUCUCAAUUGUUUUUGAAAAGAGGCCAGAAUUGAGGUUGGAGGGGCUUGCUUAUAAUGUUCUUCAGUGGUAUUUAUGUAGAAUGGAAGGCUGGUUUGCUGCGGAUGCUGAGACCAUCUCACUAAAAUGUUGGGAUCAGGCAAGUUUCUGUAUGCCAGAAAUUUAUAUAUUGCAGGACUGCUUGAAGUCUAUACGUAGCAUUAUGGGGAAUUUUACCAUUUUCAAGAUGAAUGGUGAAACAAGAAGUCUAUAGUGGUAGACGCUAGAA
This is a messenger RNA of Juglans regia (Persian walnut), 1201 nucleotides long. RefSeq names its product polyamine oxidase 3-like. Gene Ontology annotation, molecular function: polyamine oxidase activity. Gene Ontology annotation, cellular component: peroxisome. The transcript is spliced from 7 exons. Gene Ontology annotation, biological process: polyamine catabolic process. The record is from RefSeq and is a predicted model, not a curated record. NCBI's taxonomy places the organism in Eukaryota, Viridiplantae, Streptophyta, Magnoliopsida, Fagales, Juglandaceae. The coding region runs from base 449 to 1186 and encodes 245 amino acids.